CGCUCCGCCGGACGGCCCCUUCUCCCGGCAGAUGUUUGUUUCCGGCGUUUCAAUAAAGCUCGAUUCGGCUCGAAGAAGACCUGUUCUUCCGGGAAAAUGGCGGCUCCCGCUCGUGGCUCCGAGUCGCCGCCGGCCGCGGAUCCGGCGCUAGCGGCGGGGCCUGCGGAGGAAGCCCAGUGCUCGCCGCCUCGCCAGCCUCAGCCCCCUCAGAAUGUCCUUGCUGCCCCGCGGCUUCGUGCCCCCAGCUCCCGAGGACUUGGGGCUGCGGAGUUUGGCGGAGCUGCGGGAGGUGUUGAAGCGCCAGGAGAGACUUUUGCGCAACGAAAAAUUCAUUUGCAAAUUGCCCGACAAAGGUAAAAAGAUCUUAGACUCUGUUGCCAAACUGAAAGCUGACAUUGCAGAAUAUGAAGAGAUUAUUAGAGGACAAAGUGAACUGUUUCGUCCUGUUAGUGUAGACUGUAAGCUAAGGCAAAAAGCAGUUGCAGAAGUUGGUGUGACCACGGGUAAGGCCCAGAAAUCUGACCAGAUACUUGAUACUUCAUCAUCAGUUCCUGGCAGUUCCUCUGUAGAUAACAUCAAGUCAUCUAAAACAACCUCACAAAAACAGGGACUUGUACGUCCUACUCGCAGAGGUGAUGAAGAGACUCCAGAGGCUGAGUGUGUAGUGAACAAGUGCCCAGCUUCCAGAAGCAGAGCCAGGCCACCUUCUUCAUCUGAAGCUAACAAGUGUCUCCCUCAGCAUUGUGUUUCAAGUCAAGCAGAAGAUAUCUCCAGCAGCUUUGACAAUCUAUUUAUUGACAAGUUACAAAGGGUCACAAUUGAAGACCAAGGUGAACGCCAUUCAGAAGAAAACAGAAGUGCUGAGAACUUGACAGAUCUUUGUAGUGGGACUCAGAAGAAACCUCAUUACAUGGAAGUGCUAGAAAUGCGAGCCAAAAACCCAGUGCCCCCACCACAUAAGUUUAAAACCAAUGUAUUACCUUCUCGACAAAAUGAUUCAUCUAGUCAUUGUCAGAGGAGAGGGUCUCCUGUUUCCUCGGAAGAGCGGCGGCGCAGGGAUAAGCAGCAUCUUGAUGACAUCACUGCAGCUCGGCUUCUACCGCUUCACCAUAUGCCCACACAGCUGCUCUCCAUAGAAGAAUCUUUGGCACUUCAGAAACAGCAGAAACAGAAUUAUGAGGAGAUGCAAGCGAAGCUUGCAGCACAAAAAUUAGCUGAAAGACUGAAUAUUAAAAUGCAGAGUUACAAUCCGGAAGGGGAGUCUUCAGGAAAAUACCGAGAAGUAAGGGAUGAAGAUGAUGGUUGGUCCUCUGAUGAUGAAUUCUGAAGAUGGGCGUUGGAAUAAUCUCCUAAGUCACCAACUCUUGAGGUGUUAUUAUCUUACAUCAGACUUUCUAACAAGUAUCAAGAUCAGUGUCAGACAUUGUUGAGGGAAAGAAUUUUAUAAAGUUACACAAAGGUAGCAUUUAAAAAGCCCAGUUUGUUGACUUUCAGAAGACUUUCAUGUGUUCAAAAAGUUUAAUAUUUGAAUAUUGUGUUUAACCACAUUGUAUUAAAGUUUUGCAGUAUAUGUCAUGUGUUGGUCUGAUAUUUUAGCAUAUAGUAGAGCAUACUUUUUUUCUUUAAGCCAAAUGAAAGCAGAUAACUUUGCUUUUUCCUUAUUCUUACCUCUAUCAAAUAGUGUUUAUUACAUGUCUUUCAGUGAAAUACUUAGUUGUCCCAGGCACUUAAAGUAGGCACACAUAAUUCCAUCCUGUUUUUCAGUAAUGAAGGGAGCAAUCUAAAGAAUUGCAUACAUGUUUGCAUGGGGUAUUGAGAUACUGGAUGUGAAAUACCUAGGAGGACAAUCAUAGAAAAUGCUUAACAAAUGUUUGUCUCCUCCUUCUGUCUUCCCUUAGGAAGAAUGUUCUCUCUCUUCUGAUCAGGAAUAAGGAGUAUUCUGAGUAGAUCUGGAGGGUGGAGAGUCUUUCUAGAUAACCAGAUUUGCCUGGACUGGAAUGAGGUAUAGGAAAAGUCCAAGCUUCACCUGACUUGAGUUCAUUGCUCUCACAGAUGAUAGGUUCAUGUAUGGGACAAUAGGGUUUGGUAAGGAAACCGAUUUUUUUUUUUUUUUUAAUUACAAUCGACAUGUCAGUACAUUGCUUUUUUUCCCCCAAAAGAGGCAUAUAUAGGCUGCAGAAACCUCAAUCUCAUAUAUACAUGUUCAUGUCAUUUUAAAGGAUUAUAUAGUUGUCGUCAGAGAAAUUAACACCUAUGUUAUCAAAAAUUCUGUGUAAUAUGUUGGAAUCUUUAAAAGUGUUGAAAGGAAGAAUAAAAUAUUAAUUAGAUCAA
This is a messenger RNA of Lemur catta (Ring-tailed lemur), 2331 nucleotides long. It is a transcript of the gene POLR2M, whose product is annotated as RNA polymerase II subunit M. The record is from RefSeq and is a predicted model, not a curated record. The coding region runs from base 212 to 1327 and encodes 371 amino acids. Gene Ontology annotation, cellular component: nucleus; nuclear envelope; RNA polymerase II, holoenzyme. The transcript is spliced from 4 exons. NCBI's taxonomy places the organism in Eukaryota, Metazoa, Chordata, Mammalia, Primates, Lemuridae. Gene Ontology annotation, biological process: transcription elongation by RNA polymerase II; maintenance of ER location; intracellular signal transduction. Gene Ontology annotation, molecular function: transcription elongation factor activity.